UAGUGACAAAUAAAAUCAUCCAUCUAUAAAAUCGUCAAAUGAUUUUGAUUAUGGUGUAAAUACGCUCGAGCAUUUAUUCGUUGCAGUGUGCUAAAGUUUGAAUGUAAAUACCUACUCGCGAGUUCGAAGUGUUUUUCAUUUUUCAUAAUUUAAGAAGAAGAUACUUAUAAAUAAUUAUUUUUAUCAAAAGACCAAUAUGAGAUUGAACAUGUUUGUUAAAAAUUUGAAGAACAUUCACGAGCACGUGCUUCUACUUUUACUGUAUUUUCAUAUCACUCAAAUCAAUUGCGUACAGUCUAUUGACAUUGUUACUCCAGUCGUAGGUGGAAACACUGAAUCGAUCCAUGACUCUCCUUGGCACGUAGCAAUUUUCAAUCAAAAGAAAAUAUUAAUUUGUGGAGGCACAAUUAUUCGCCCUCAGUUAAUUCUAUCAGCUGCUCAUUGUUUUUAUGACGAUAAGAAAAACAGGACACAUAAUGCUUCUGAUUUCGAAAUUAUCGUUAGUAAAUUUACGAGGAAUUAUUCUACAAUUGACAACCAAAAUCAAAAAAUCUAUAAGAUCAAACAAAUACGUCUAUCUGAAAAAGGCUACGCAGACAUAUAUAACAAUUACGCAGCCGAUAUAGGAAUUUUGAUUCUCGAACAAAACAUAACCUUCAAUACAAACGUUGCUCAAGCUCAUGUUGACUGGGAAAGCAUAAUUGAGGGUCGAUAUCCAGCAGAAGGUAUUAAGGGAAAGGUUGCGGGAUGGGGAUGUGACGAAACUGGUAAAUAUCCAGAGAAGUUACAAGCUGUCUGGUUGCCUUUUAUAAGUCGUGCACGUUGUUUGACUACUGUACCGGUUGAUGCUCGAGCAAUAAUCACUUUUGAUAAAUUUUGCGCUGGUUCACAUGAAAAUGGCGGUCCCAGUGUUCUUCAAGGAGACAGCGGAGGAGGUAUAUUUUUUCAAAAAGACGAUAAAUAUUAUCUCCGAGGCAUUGUUAGUGUGAAACAAGCAUCAUUGACAUCCAUUGCAGCAUUCACCGAUUUAUCGGAUCAUGCCCGAUGGAUUUUAUCAGUAAUUAAAGACGUGGAAAAAACAUCAUUUGAAAAGAAAUCAGAUAUACGUUCUGUGAGGAGAAAACUUAGUUUGAAAUAAGGUACUCGAGUUUGUAGAACUCCAUUUUUUACGAAUAAAGCUUUUAGAAAAAAUGUUCAAGUUUUUCUUUGUAUCUUUUUUCUUC
Messenger RNA from Planococcus citri (citrus mealybug), 1223 nucleotides. RefSeq names its product coagulation factor X-like. Gene Ontology annotation, molecular function: serine-type endopeptidase activity. The coding region runs from base 197 to 1138 and encodes 313 amino acids. The transcript is spliced from 7 exons. The record is from RefSeq and is a predicted model, not a curated record. Lineage: Eukaryota; Metazoa; Arthropoda; Insecta; Hemiptera; Pseudococcidae. Gene Ontology annotation, biological process: proteolysis.